AUGACAUCUCAGAUAGCACUGGCUGUGACACUCUCCCUUCUAAUUCUCCUGACUGUCAGUGGGAAUAUUUUGGUUUGUCUGGCUGUGUACGCAACGAAACGCCUGCGUAACGUCACCAACUGCUUCAUUGUGUCGCUAGCAGUUACAGACUUUCUCCUGGGUGCCCUCGUGCUGCCAUUUUCAACCCUCUACCAAGUUACAGGUGAUUGGCCACUAGGUCCGCACUUCUGCAACAUCUACGUCUCGUUGGACGUCAUGCUAUGCACCGCCUCCAUCCUCAAUCUCUUCGCCAUUAGCUUGGACCGCUACUUCGCAGUCACCGCCCCACUGCACUACCCAAUGCUGGUGCUUCCGUGGCGCGUCGGUGCGAUAUUAGCGGCAAUCUGGCUAGUCUCAGUGGGCGUGUCAUUUGUACCCAUUCAUCUGGGUUGGAAUACAAGAGAUUUGAGCGUACAAAAUAUACGAGAGAGCGACCCUGCACGAGACUGCCGCUUUGAGCUAAACCCAACAUACGCGGUGGUCGACGCCUUUGCAACGUUUUACCUUCCCCUGCUGGCCAUGUGCUGGAGUUACCACAGAGUAUUUCGCAUCGCACGGACACAGGCUAAAAGUAUCAUGUCUACGCAACGGGGACCAACUAUAUCAUCGUCAUCGACAGGGCUGACUAUGCUAGCACUGCGUGAGCACAAAGCUACGGUGACACUAGCGGUAGUGCUUGGCGCUUUUUUGGUGUGCUGGUUCCCGUAUUUUACAUUUUUCACCGUGAUGGGGAUACGAAAUGAAGAGAACCCGCCGCGUACCAUGCAAUCAGUGGUGCUUUGGCUAGGGUACGCGAACUCUGCGGUAAACCCUGUACUUUAUGCUACACUCAACAGAGACUUCAGAUCAGCUUACAUCAAGCUGCUUUGUAGACGACGAUGCUGUAAAACAGGGACAAGAAUAUCUGUUGUGAAAUUGGAGGAGGAGCUAACGAAUAGACAUACCCCUCCUUUGAACAGGGCGGGGCUUCAGUCUAGAACUUGUGUGCUGCUACAAGAGAUAGAAAACGGGAAAAUAGUAGAUUGCAACGCAACGACUGGUGCUACGGUUACUAACAUAGUCAAUGCUAAUAAAAGGCCAUAAUUUUGUCAUUAGGCACAACAACGCCACCUACUUGAAAAUACCUCCAUAAGUGACCAGCAAUUCCAAUGAGAUCAACAACCCACAUUCAGGAGACAUAAUCCGAAUCUGACCUGAUAAAUCUGUGGUAUAAAAAAUAAAUAUUGAUAUUUUAUUUAUUUAUUUAUUUAUUUAUUUUUUACAACUGAUACAUACUAUUUUUAUGUUUAUAAAACCUGAUGAUGCAACUGUGAC
Molecule: messenger RNA, 1353 nt
Organism: Myxocyprinus asiaticus (Chinese sucker)
Lineage: Eukaryota; Metazoa; Chordata; Actinopteri; Cypriniformes; Catostomidae
Gene: hrh2a
Product: histamine receptor H2a
Exons: 2
Coding region: 1-1122 (373 amino acids)
Biological process (GO): chemical synaptic transmission; G protein-coupled receptor signaling pathway, coupled to cyclic nucleotide second messenger
Cellular component (GO): dendrite; membrane
Molecular function (GO): G protein-coupled serotonin receptor activity; neurotransmitter receptor activity
Source: RefSeq, a predicted model, not a curated record